AAACUGCAGUCAUCUCUUAAAGUCGGCAAAGAGCUAUAAAUGUGACAAAGCUGUUCAAACACACUUAAACCUCAGAGGGUCCUAAGAAGGAAUUGAGAGAAGAAUUGAGAUCAAGAUGAUGCUGGGAACAUCAAGACCCUGCAGCUUCCUUUGUCCAGGUGUCUGGAUUUUGACCAUAGUUUUGGCCGGAGCUGGAGGAGAGCAAGUGCUUUGUCCUGAUGUACCCCGUCUAACUGGUCCUCCUGGUCCUCCUGGUAUUCCUGGUCCUCCUGGUUUUCCUGGUCCUCCUGGUCCUCCUGGUAUACCUGGUGCACCAGGUAUACCUGGUCCUAUGGGUCCCCCAGGACCACCGGGGGUACCAGGCCCAAGCGCACCACCAAAAUCUGCAUUUUCUGCAAAAGUGGGCAAAAGCUAUCCAGUACCUAAUCAGCCGAUAGGAUUUCAAAAUAUUCUAUACAACGAGCAGCAAGUCUUUGAUGAGUCAUCUGGCAUAUUCACCUGCCAAAUCCCAGGAGUCUAUUAUUGCACCUACAACCUGGAGGGACACCAGAAUUCACAUAUGAUCCUGGCAAGGAAUGGUCCAGAGGUGAAAGCAUCCGAUCAGAAGACCUCAGAUGCUUAUGAAAACCUGUCGCAAAGUGAAAUCCUUCAAUUAGAGAAAGGAGAUAGGGUGUGGUUGGAUGCAGAAGAGGCUUAUGAUGGGAUAAGAGAAGGAAGCUAUUUUUUCUGCUUUCUCAUAUAUGACUCUUAGAUUAUGCAGUACUCUGCAUCCAAAUGGCUCGCUUCAUAAUUUGUCCUGCAAACAUUUGGCUAGAUGGUUUGUUUUGAUUCCCUAAUCUAUAAUAGGUACACUUAGGGAUGGGGAAGAAUUCUAAAUGGGAAGCUAGGAAGAAGGACUCAUUGGACAUCGGAGUAAACAUGCCUAGGAUGCAGUUGGGUUAUGGCUCACCAAUGGCUCAGAGGUAUUGUUUUACAAUUUUCAUAUAAACAUGAAAGCAGAACAUGAAGUGUGCAUGGAUUUCCAUGAAGUUCAUUAGAAGGCUACUGCUUCUACUGUAUAUUUAUGAAUCAAAAGGAUGUGCUUCACAUUGUUUCCACAUCUGCAUAGGUGCAUGCAUGUAAUCAUUUGUUUAAAAUUAAAGUUGUGUCAUAAAA
Lacerta agilis (Sand lizard) is the source of this 1155-nucleotide messenger RNA. Its product is annotated as protein HP-25 homolog 2-like. Bases 116 to 751 code for a protein of 211 amino acids. NCBI's taxonomy places the organism in Eukaryota, Metazoa, Chordata, Lepidosauria, Squamata, Lacertidae. Gene Ontology annotation, molecular function: protein binding. The record is from RefSeq and is a predicted model, not a curated record. The transcript has 3 exons.